CCGUCGCUUGUGGUUUUUGGAGCCCUGGGCCCGUGGCCUGGGCACGACUGGCAGAUGCGGCUACAGACCACGCUAAAGGAGACGCAGACGCUGAAACCGAUUGCGGAUGCUCUGCGUGAACUUCCUCUCCUAUGGGACUCACUGACCUGCAGCGAUACUGCUCUCCAUGCAUCUUCCGGAAAGGCUGCCGCAACGAACUUGGCGCACUGGAUCACCCGGGAGACCGGUGAACACCUCUCGCUGGAAGAGGAGCGGAACGCGCUCAUGAUGCCCAUGGCUGUCAUCUCCCACGUCAUCCAGUAUCUCGAGUACCUGAAGCUGCGCGAGGGAGGCGCUGCCCACUCCGCUGUUCUCGAAAGCGUGACUAACGGUGGUGGUGUCCAAGGCUUCUGCGCAGGUCUACUCAGUGCGUUAGCAGUUGCCAGUGCGAAGAGCGAAGAGGACAUUGGCGUCUACGCUGCGAGCUCUGUAAGACUCGCUUUCUGCAUCGGCGCCUACAUCGACUUCGACCAGGCCAGCUCAUUCGGCUUCACAAAACUUGCAGUACGUUGGCCAGCGACAACGUCGCGAGAGACCAUUGAGGAUCUUCUCGCAACAUACCAGGAAACAUACAUCGCGGUAAUACGAGAUGAACGAGAUGCCACCAUCACGUGUCCGGUCUCGGUAGCCUGCUCUUUGAGACAGGAACUAGCUCGCUCCAAUAUCUCGGUCCGCGACACUGGCUUGCCAGGCCGAUACCACACCCAAGUACAUACAGGCAUACCAGAGCGGAUAUUGAAGGCUUGCGAGGGACGUUUACAGCCCCCCUUUGUCCACACUGGCUUGGUGCGUUCCAACACCGAUGGAGCUACCUUGCCAGACGACGACAAUGCCACCAUUGUGGCUCUGCGCAGCAUACUAGAAGAACGAGCCAAUUGGUAUCUCACCAUAUCCGCUGCUGCCACUGCUUUGUCACCCACAGGCGAACGCUCUUGUAUUCUUGCAGUGGGUCUGGAUGCAGUCCCAUCAUCUGUGGCGAAACGAUUCGCCACUCAAAGGAUGUCUGCCAAUAGUUCCGAUGUGCGAGUCGGGCAACCCAAGUUCGGUGCGGUUCCAGAAGUCUCCGAAACCGAUUGCUAUCCAGCAGGUGCAAUCGCAGUGACUGGGAUGGCUUGCAACUUUCCCGGCGCGGAGUCCGUGGAUGAUUUCUGGGACCUGCUCAAAACAGGCAGAUCGAUGCUGUCAGAGAUGCCACCGGAGCGCUUCCAGCCUGGCGAGUCGUCCAGAUCCAAGGAGGAUUUGAAGUUCAUGGGAAACUUCAUCGACGAUAUUGCUGGCUGGGAUCACAAAUUUUUCAGGAAAUCCGCAAGAGAAGCUGCCUCCACAGACCCGCAACAGCGGCACCUCCUCCAGGUGACUUAUCAGGCUUUGCAAGACUCCGGCUACUUUGCUAAUCCAUCACGACCGCGAGACAUUGGAGCAUAUAUAGGAGCGUGUUCAGCUGACUACGAUUUCAAUGUGGCAUCACAUCCGCCCACUGCUUACUCGACUGUAGGCACCUUGCGAGCAUUUCUGAGUGGCAAAAUUUCUCACUACUUCGGGUGGUCUGGCCCCUCGUUGACGUUCGACACAGCUUGCUCUUCGUCGGCUGUUGCGAUACACACUGCAUGUAAAGCCUUGCAGACUGGAGAAUGCUCGCAAGCUAUCGCGGGCGGAGCCACACUACUCAGUAGUCCAUAUCUAUACGAAAAUCUUGCAGCAGCCCAUUUCCUUAGCCCGACUGGCGCCACAAAGCCCUUUGACGUAAGUGCAGAUGGUUAUUGUCGUGGGGAAGGCAUUGGAGUUGUUGUCCUCAAAAGGCUUGAUGAUGCUAUAGCAGACGGAGACUUCAUACGUGGCGUGAUCGUUGGCUCGGCCGUCAACCAGAAUAGCAAUUGUGUGCCAAUUACCGUGCCACACGCAGCCUCACAAGCUGCACUUUAUCGCAAAGCAGCCCAACAAGCGGCUAUAGAUCCUAAGACAGUCGAUUUUGUGGAAGCACAUGGCACAGGCACGCCGGUGGGUGAUCCGAUCGAGAUGGAGAGUAUACGCGAUGUGUUUGGCAGUGUCGAUGAACGGACCUCUACUCUUUUCGUGUCCUCUGUGAAGGGCGCAGUCGGGCAUCUGGAAGGCGCUUCCGGCGUUGCAUCACUCAUCAAAGCUGUGCUACAGAUGGAGCAUCGAGCUGUUACUCCGCAAGCAUCGUUCACAAGGCUUAAUCCAAGAAUCCCACCACUCGCGCCACAUCGCAUGUGCAUACCGACAUCGCUGCAGAAGCUUGACGGCCAUCGACUGACUGCCUGUAUUAACAAUUACGGCGCUGCUGGAAGUAACGCUACUUUGAUGCUCGCCGAAGCGCCUCGCCAACCGCAACGUCUUCUGCCUGAGAAAUCAGCGAUCUGUUCCAAAUAUCCCAUUAGACUCUGUGCCGCUUCUCCUAGCAGCAUGAUUGCCUCUUGCAAGUCCUUGGACCGCUUCAUCUCUCGUUGGCUCGCUUCUCACACCCUGAUUGAACACUCACAUCUCCUGCCGAGUCUGGCCUACAGCCUGUCGAGACAUGAAGACCAGCAACUCUCCCAUAUGGUUACAUUCGCAGCGACACCGACAGAUAUAGGACAGCUGCAGUCCCAUCUCAGGAAACGGUGUAUGGACAUCCACAGUGUCAUCGAGACGCCCAAAGAGCCGCCUCUGGUAUUAUGCUUUGGAGGACAGGGUGCGGAUGCUAUUGCUCUGGACCGCCGUGUGUGGCAAGUAUCUGCACUGCUACGGUCCCAUUUAGACCGCUGCCAUGAGUUGCUUUGCGAAAUGGGCUACCCAGGCAUCUACCCGUACAUCUUUCAGACGGAACCGGUCACAAACGUGAUUGCACACAACUCGAUACUCUUCGCGAUGCAGUAUGCUUGUGCGCAAUCCUGGAUAGACUCUGGUCUCAAGAUUGACGCACUCGUGGGGCAUAGUCUUGGUCAAAUCACAGCGCUGAGCGUCUCUGGGGUUCUAUCACUACGAGACGGUCUCAAGUUCAUUGCGGGUAGAGCUGCACUGAUGCUGAAGUACUGGGGCGCCGAGCCUGGCUCCAUGGUCGUACUCGAUGCUGCUGAAAGCACCACACACGAGAUCAUCACAGCACUCCAAGAGCGGGACCCUAAUCUUCAGUAUGAGGUCGCCUGCUACAACGGACCCAAGUGUCACGUUGUAGUCAGUGAUCGAGCAUCAGCGGCAGUACUAAUCGAAGAGGCAAGUAAGCGUGCUGUUCGCCACAAGCAGCUUGCUCUGCAAUACGGCUUCCACUCGCGCUUCACCGAUGCUCUAUUUCCCCACCUUGAGCGACUUGCAGAAUCACUUGAGAUCCAUCCACCGGAGAUUCAUUUGGAGAGCUGUUCUCCCAACAGUGCUUGGGAGCGACCUACUGCGAAGCUCAUCGCGGCCCACACUAGAGACCCUGUCUACUUCAAACAGGCGGUGCAGCGCGUCCACGAUAGACUGGGACCCUGUACAUGGCUGGAAGCAGGGUCAAACUCCACUGUCAUUGGGCUGACAGCGCGCAUUGUAGGAGCUACAGAUGGGAGCAAAUUUGUACCUACAGCCCUGAACAAGACCACAUCGUUGGAGCAGUUGACGGAUGUCACGAUCAACUUGUGGAACCGUGGACAUAGGUUACAAUACUGGAAUUUCCACCACAGCCAGCAAGCCGAUUACGAGGUGCUGAGGCUGCCGCCGUAUGCGUUUGAUAAGCACAGACACUGGCUGGAUCUUGUCGUGCACAGACCUGAGACGCCCAACACACAGUCGUGUGAGCCGAUGCUGCCGCCUGCAUUACCGGCCACACUCAUUAGCCUAGAAAGGUCAGACAUGCAGGGCCACCAUUUCAUUAUCAACCCAUCGAGUCAAGAAUACCAGAGCAUAGCCAAAGGACACAAUGUGUUGGGAACGUCUUCUUGCCCGCCUUCGAUCUACAUUGACAUUGCUGCGAGAGCCGCUCUGCUUACCGGGCACAACGGCCUCGACAGCGUUUUGCCCGAGGUCACUGGUCUGAGGAUCGGAACUUCUAUGAGGCUCAAUGUCGAAGGCAGCGUCAAACUCCUGCUAGAGGCAAUGGGAACAUCGUGGAAAUUCACCAUAUUCUCUAUGCAUGCCAACCACAAGACACUCCACCAUGCAUCGGGGACUGUAAGCCUGCAAAAGCAAAACCAAGAGUUGGAAAAAGAUUUUACGCGUUUCGAGAUGCUCGCUAGCAGAAGCAACAUUGCCGCGAUUCGCUCAGAUCCCAUCGAGUCUCUCCAGGGAACGAUGGUUUACAAACUACUGUCGUCACUAGUGGAUUAUGCCGAAAGUUAUCGGGGAGUGCGCAGCUUGGCCACGAGGGGCAACCAGAUUGCAGCCAAGGUUGUGCUGCCAAAGGCACUCGGAAACCAUCUGCACGAUGCCAGUAUAAUCAACACCGCAUUCUGCAACUACUUUACGCAAGUUGCAGGCAUUUAUGCGAACUUCAUGUGUGACUCUCCGGCAGGCUCUAUCUCGAAAUUGGCCAGUAUAGAUGUCGUGAGAACAGGCCCCAGCUAUCGGCCGCUUCGUGAAGAGGGAUUUUCGGAGGCUGUAUAUGAUGUGCUGGCAUACGCUACGCCUAGUACUGGAAGCGUUGCGAGCGACAUUUUUGUCUAUGAAGCUGCCACUGGGAGAAUGGUACUUUACAUUCUAGGCGCAGUGUUUGUAGUCAUCGAGGAUCCAGCGGCAACCACAAAGUUUCCCUCUCCGGUCACCAACGAGGAACCGACUUCACGCAGGCAGCAAGUUAUUGCAACGACUCCCAUGAACUUGCAGCCCGCCAAGUCAGCACCAGACGAAGCCAAGUGUACAGUCAGGGAAUUGGCUGUGCCCCAUCAUCGAUCUAGCCCAGAUCCCAAGAGUGUCGUUCAAGCUGAGAUAGUCCGCAUCCUUGAAGACAUCGCAGAGAUCAAUCCUGCCACAGUCCAUGGAGACUCCAAGUUUGAAAGCCUUGGACUCGACUCCCUUAUGAUUAUGGAGGUCAUCGGUGAACUUUCGAGUACCUUCAGAAUCGACUUGCCUCUUGACGAGCUGAUGGAGCUCAUAGAUGUCGAGGCACUAUCAAAGUACCUGACGUCCCGUGGCUGUGGACGCAGCCAUGACGUGCACUUGGAAUCUGAUCAGGGAACUCAGUGUGGCAGCUCCUCUGCAUCACCAGUCACGAUGACAGUAUCCGGAUCCUGGGCUUCAGCAUACCAGCCUACCAGUCCAGCAUCUGAGUCACCCCCGCCGACAAUUGACGUAUCACGGAGACUUUCCUUACUCAUCUGUGAACAUUUGGAACUUGAUAACAUGCAGCUAAGCGGCGAAGAAAACCUCGCGGACCUUGGUCUCGACUCCCUGGUUGCUAUUGAGAUUGCGAGCGAUGUGAAACGACAAUUUUCCGUGGAAAUUGAUAUGGAAGAGCUGGACGACCGAUCUACCUUCGCUGAUCUGUUGAGACUCGUGACGGGCCAUGUGAUGUUGCCAGGUCCCACGACAACAAGUCGACCACAGCCCUCGCAGUGUCAAGCGAGCCCUUGGAACAGGUCAGAUUCGGUCCACAUGCUGUCCACCAUCGAGUUGGCCAAGCCAGAUGUGGUCACUGCAUCUCGAGCAUUCGAAAGUGUGAAGCUAUCGUUCGAUUACUAUGCCAACGACACUGGUUUCGUAGGCUUCUGGUCCAAAGUGUAUCCCGAUCAGAGCGAGCUUGUGGUUGCAUAUGUUAUUGAGGCAUUCGAACAGCUUGGCUGCAACCUGCGGGACCUUUCUGCUGGGGAAAGACUUUCGACCAUGAAGGUCGAAUCUAAGCACCAACACUUGCUGGAACGUAUGCAUGUGAUCCUCGCGGAUGCUCGACUGCUCGAAACUCGAAACAACAGCCAUUUCCGAACAUCAACACCUCUCUCAGGCAGACCGUCCGCAGAACUCUACGCCGCAAUGCUCGACCGCCAUCCCCAACACGCCUCAGAGACCAAGCUUUUGCACGUCACAGCUUCCCGUCUCGCUACCUGCCUCACAGGAUCUUGUGACCCACUUCGUCUUCUUUUCGCGGAUCCAACAGCCAAACAGACCCUCUCAGACGUGUACGAGAGCGCUCCGAUGUGCCUGGCCACCACGCGCCUCCUCGGAGAUUAUCUACAGAAAAAAGUCUCGGCCUUCACGGACUCUGAGAGCGGGAGCAAAGCUCGACCAUUCCGAGUCCUCGAAGUCGGAGCUGGGACCGGAGGAACAGCACUCUAUCUUGUAGAGCAUCUCCAGUCUUUGAAUGUCGACUUUGAGUAUCACUUUACAGAUAUUUCAGGUGCAUUGGUUUCGGCUGCGAAACGCAAGUUCCGCAGUCUUCCGUCGACUGUGGCAGCAAACAUGCAUUUCGGCACCCUGGACUGCAACAAUCCCUGUCCUCCAUCUCUUUCGGGGACAUUCGACGUGGUUAUUGCAACGAACUGCAUUCAUGCUACACCACAUGCCAGCCGUUCAUGUGCAAACAUCAAAGAUUUGUUGAUGGAGGAUGGGGUAUUUUGCUUGGUGGAGUUUACCAGAUCGUUGUAUUGGUUUGAUCUCGUGUAUGGCUUAUUGGAAGGUUGGUGGCUAUUUGAUGAUGGAAGAGUACACGCGUUGGCUGAUGAGAAGUUCUGGGAGAAGAGUCUGAAAAAUGCUGGCUUUGAGGAGGUGAAGUGGACGGAUGGGGACUCGGCGGAGAGUCAAACUAUGAGGUUGAUUUGUGCUUUUCCUUGACAGGCUCCGUGCGGCAACGGUGGGACGAUGGCGGCGUGCUUUUUUAUAAGAUGCAUCGCACAAUUUUGGGUGGUAUCGGGGCAUUAUGAUAGAUCAUUCAUGGACUUUUGUCGGGUGAGGUGCCCAUUCUUCUUCUCCAGUCAUCCAGCGCCUUGUCAGCAUCAGCUGUCUCGUUUUCACAUCGCUCGCCAACCAGAUUCCACGUCCUGCUCCGGAUGAUCGUUUCCACCAUUCUCUCGUUGCGAACCAGACCAGCGAGUGACUCGGUCCUUGUGUCCCGGGGAAAGUAGCGUGCACUAUACGGGUCCAGUCUCUCAUCGACAAUGCGUUCGCGAGCCCGAGCAUCUUCCGUUUCUCUCAGCAUGUGGUCGGGGUCGUCCGGAUCAGGCGAAGUUGCCACGCCCGCACAAUAAUUGAGCACAUCGGAUCGACUUUGCCAGGAACUAGAAGAAAAAAAAGAAGAGAUAGAAAAACCAAAGCAUCAGAGCAGAAAACUUUGGGGCGAGCGAGUUGUGAGCUGUAAGGGUAUCACCACGUACGGAAAAAGCACCCGGUCCUGAAAGGUUUGACAUGUGGUCGAGUCUAUCAUUGCUCGCCGGCCCAUAGGUCGUUGAUGCCGGCCCAUCGUCGUCAUCGUCGUCGAUGAGGAAUCAAAAGGGUUUGCGCUCGGCGUGACCAAAGCGUUGAGGUUUUGGGUGAUGGUGUCGUCGAUGGCGGAUCGAGAUAUGCGU
Sphaerulina musiva SO2202 is the source of this 7508-nucleotide messenger RNA. Its product is annotated as ketoacyl-synt-domain-containing protein. The transcript is spliced from 3 exons. The record is from RefSeq and is a predicted model, not a curated record. Gene Ontology annotation, biological process: secondary metabolite biosynthetic process; fatty acid biosynthetic process. NCBI's taxonomy places the organism in Eukaryota, Fungi, Ascomycota, Dothideomycetes, Mycosphaerellales, Mycosphaerellaceae. Gene Ontology annotation, molecular function: 3-oxoacyl-[acyl-carrier-protein] synthase activity; phosphopantetheine binding; fatty acid synthase activity. The coding region runs from base 55 to 6777 and encodes 2240 amino acids.